AUGGGGUUCUUCUACAACAACAGCGUUAUCGCGCUGAUUCAAAGGGUUUUCAGACGUCCUGCGGACGCGACGAUGUGGCUCUUUACCGGUAUGAUAGUGAUUGGAACUUUAUACACGAUGAUCGCAGUGGGACCUCAAUCGAAACCGAAACCCCGCAGAGAUAGGUGA
Messenger RNA from Lachancea sp. 'fantastica', 168 nucleotides. The record is from the annotation of a GenBank genome assembly. NCBI's taxonomy places the organism in Eukaryota, Fungi, Ascomycota, Saccharomycetes, Saccharomycetales, Saccharomycetaceae.